AUGCGGACAAUUGGCCUGAUCUUCUUGUGCGGUCUGACUUGUGCGACCUUGGAAAAAUCACCCCACAUUGUUUUCAUCAUUGCGGAUGACUUGGUAAUCAUGGCAGCCGAGCCGUGGGGAUUGUCUUUGACGGAGAAAAUUCUCCCGGAAUACCUUAAAGACCUUGGGUAUAAAAAUCAUAUUGUUGGUAAAUGGCACUUGGGUCAUUACAUGAGAAAUUAUACGCCGACGUAUCGUGGCUUCGAAAGUCAUCUCGGUUAUUGGACUGGUCAUCAAGAUUACUUUGAUCACACGGCCGUUGAAUGGCCUGACUGGGGCCUGGACAUGCGAAGAAAUUUGGAGCCAGCUUGGGAUCUGCACGGCAAGUACUCAACAGACCUUUUCACCGAGGAGGCUGUCAGAAUAAUUAACAAUCACAAUCAAAGUGAUCCGUUAUUUUUGUACCUUGCACACGCGGCAGUUCACUCCGCAAAUCCGUACAAUCCUCUCCCGGCACCUGAUCAGGAAGUCGCUAAAUUUCUGCACAUCAAAGAUUACAAACGCAGAAGAUUCGCGGCGAUGCUAAGUAAAUUGGAUGACUCUGUCGGUGCAGUUGUUUCCGCUUUGAAGAAACAGUCUAUGUUGCAAGAUACCGUUAUUGUCUUUACAACUGACAAUGGGGGUCCUGCUGCGGGAUUCAAUGAUAAUUUUGCCUCUAAUUUUCCGCUUCGUGGCGUUAAAAAUACUUAUUGGGAAGUGUCCCGAGAGCUGAUGGACAUCACAGACUGGCUACCAACAUUAUUAACAGUAGCAGGUGGUAAUAAUUCAAUUCUUCCCACAGCUAUUGAUGGUAUUGACAUGUGGGAGUCAUUGAAUAAUAAAGGACCGUCACCGCGGCGAGUCGUUGUUCACAAUAUCGACGACAUAUACGGCGCAGCAGCGAUAACUGUUGACGACUGGAAGCUAGUGAAAGGUACGACUUACCGCGGAACUUGGGACGACUGGUAUGGAUCCUCCAGCUGGGACAUACUUUACAAUACCACCGAGGUUAUAGAGAGCUCCGCAGGCUCUGCUGUUACCGAUCUGGGACUUCCACUUACUCUUAAUCUAAUUAUCAACUUACGAGAAGAGUCCCGGGUCCAGUGCGGUAAGAAGAAUACCACGCUGGCUAAAUGUCGACCUCUUGUCAAGCCUUGUCUCUUUAAUAUCCGAAGCGAUCCUUGCGAGUUCAAUAACCUCGCAGAAGCAGAUAAUGAAAUGCUUGUUAAUUUAAUGGAUGUAUUGAACAAAGUUAAUAAAACUGCAGUGCCACCGAGAAAAGUUGAUUCUGAUCCGAGGUCAAAACCUUCGCUUUGGGAUCACACUUGGACCAAUUUUGGUGACUAUACUUCGUGA
Molecule: messenger RNA, 1374 nt
Organism: Cotesia congregata
Lineage: Eukaryota; Metazoa; Arthropoda; Insecta; Hymenoptera; Braconidae
Source: the annotation of a GenBank genome assembly